Nipponia nippon (crested ibis) is the source of this 1364-nucleotide messenger RNA. The record is from RefSeq and is a predicted model, not a curated record. Lineage: Eukaryota; Metazoa; Chordata; Aves; Pelecaniformes; Threskiornithidae.
CCGAGCUUGUUCAGGAAGGAAAAACUUAACAGUAUUCCGAAAUACGAAACUGAUUCCCAUGGAAACAUCCUCAUCCUCUGAUGACAGUUGUGACAGUUUUGGUUCUGAUAAUUUUGCAAACACGAAACGCAAGUUUAGGUCGGGUAAUAGAGAAGAACUGGCAAAAAUUUUUCACGAAGCCUCUGAUGAUGAAUCCUUCUGUGGCUUUUCAGAAAAUGAGAUUCAAGAUGCAUUGAAAUUGGAAUCGGAUUCCGAGGAGAAUGAUACAAGCGCUGACAGUGAGGUAGCUCAGAGAAGGCAGAAAUGCCCUGUUCCUCUAAAAGUGGCCCUGAAGUUUCCACCUCGAAGAUCGGAGAGGAGGAAGGGUGAGAUGGAACCUCUUCCUGAAAAGCUGAUGCCUGCUCCAGAUUCAGACUCUGACUCUGAAGAAAAGGGUGCCAUGUUUUUAGAAAAAAGAGCUUUAAACAUAAAGGAAAACAAAGCAAUGCUUGCAAAACUAAUGGCUGAGUUGCAAAAUGUUUCUGGUAUCUUUGGUGGGAGAAAAUCAUUGCCAACUGUCAGUCAUGGACCAAAGCGGCUUCCAAGGCGUUCGUUGCCCAGAAGUGCUUUGAGGAGGAACCCAGACCGAAGUUCUCGGCCUCACACAAGAUCGAGGUCCCUGAUUGAAGGUCCUCCUACUCCUUUACCAGAAGAGGAAGAUGAUGACCGGUACAUCUUAGUGAGAAGAAGAAAGAUGUCUGAUGAUGAAUACCUGGAGCAUGAAGCCCGAGCUCCCAGGAGGGGUCACCGUGGUGCCAUGGCUUUUCCACACAUUGUGCGCCCAGUUGAGGAGAUAACAGCGGAAGAGCUGAAUAAUAUUUGUGGAUCUGCAAGAGAGAAAGUAUAUAACAGGGCCAUAGGAUCCACCUGUCAUCAGUGUCGCCAAAAAACCAUAGACACCAAGACAAAUUGUCGUAACCCUGAUUGCAUAGGAGUACGAGGCCAAUUCUGUGGGCCGUGCCUCCGCAAUAGGUAUGGGGAAGAUGUCAGAACAGCGUUGCUGGAUCCGACCUGGACGUGCCCACCAUGUCGUGGAAUCUGCAACUGUAGCUUCUGCAGACAGCGAGAUGGCCGAUGUGCUACAGGUGUCCUGGUCUAUCUGGCCAAGUACCAUGGCUAUGACAAUGUCCAUGCCUACUUGAAAAGUCUGAAACAAGAACUUGGAAUGGAAGACUGAAGCUGUGACUGCCUUUAAAUUACGUACUCUUUCACCAAUGUCAUAUUAUUGCCUACAGUGAAUUGUUUAAUCAAAUGAGAUUACAAAGCCAGUGCCUUCCUUCCCUCCCCUUUUGGGUAAAAAAGGAUAAAGAACUUUCACUUAUCUC